This is a messenger RNA of Salmo salar (Atlantic salmon), 6691 nucleotides long. RefSeq names its product transforming growth factor, beta receptor associated protein 1. Gene Ontology annotation, cellular component: membrane; cytoplasm. Gene Ontology annotation, biological process: autophagy; intracellular protein transport; endosomal vesicle fusion. The record is from RefSeq and is a predicted model, not a curated record. Lineage: Eukaryota; Metazoa; Chordata; Actinopteri; Salmoniformes; Salmonidae.
UUUGAUUGAAUAUAAAUUCCACUAAUCCAAAGAAAGGAUAGCUGGGAGCUAAACAGCCCGCCCUUACGCUUUGUGGACAACAACUCCCAUUUUAGGGCGGAAAGACAUGUAUUUUGUCAAUAUAUGCAUAUAUUGCCCCAAUGCAUCGUAAACAGGAAGCACAACCUCCUCAUGACCUUCUUCGAGCUGAAAACGAAGCGGCAGCUCUCCCUAGCGGUUAGCAAGCAGUUAGCAGCGAAGGGAGUGGAGAGAUUGAGAAGUGAAAAGGCAGGAAGGAAGGCCGUGGUACAUCGGCGUCUCCUAUACUAGAUCUGCAGUGGCUACGGCUGGGGAGAUGUCUGUGUUGACCUGAUCUCCUCCUCUCUUGCAGUAGAUGUGUGCUGUGCCUUCAAGAUGAGUGUGAAGGCAUUUGAGCUGGUCCCUGCCGUGGAGCGGGAGCUCCUGAUGGGAGACAAGGCCCGCAUCAACAUUGAGUGCAUUGAGUGCUGCGGCAAGCACCUGUACGUGGGCACCAACGACUGCUUCAUACAUCACUUCCUGCUGGAGGAGCAUGCCACGACCAAGGGGAUGCUAUCCUACACCGUCCAGAAGCUGCUGUUCAGGUACCUGGGCCUGAAAAAGCCUGUGGAGGCCCUGAAGGCCGCCUCAGCGUUAGAACGCAUCAUUGUGCUCUGUGAUGCUACAGUUAGUGUUGUUGACAUGAUCACCUUAGAACCCGUGCCUUCGGGCGGGGCCAAGAUUAAGGGCGUGGCCGCGUUCUGCGUCAACGAGAACCCGGUGAACGGGGACCCGUUCUGCGUGGAGAUCGGGGUGAUCUCGGCCCGGCGGCGCACCGUGCAGAUAUACAUGGUGUACGAGGACAGGGUGCAACUGGUGAAAGAGGUCAACACACCGGAGCAGCCAUGUGCGGUCAGUCUGGACGGUUAUUUCCUGUGCCUGGCCCUCUCCACGCAGUACAUGAUCCUUAACUACAGCACAGGGGCCGCGCAGGACCUGUUCCCCUACGACAGCGAGGAGAGGAAGCCCAUCGUCAAGAGGAUCGGCAGGGAGGAGUUCCUCUUGGCUGCCCCCGGUGGCCUGGGUAUGUUUGCCAAUGCAGAAGGUAUAUCCCAGCGUGCCCCAGUGAACUGGUCAGAGAGUGUGAUGGGAGCAGCGGUGUGCUUUCCCUAUGUGGUGGCGCUAGACGAGGGCUUCGUCACCGUCCACAGUAUGCUGGACCAGCAGCUCAAACAGACCCUCUCCUUCAGAGACGGACACAUCCUACAGGACUUUGAAGGUAAGGUGGUUCUGGCCUCCACUAAGGCUGUGUACGUGCUGGUGCCCCUACCUCUGGAGAGACAGAUCCAGGAGCUGCUAGCUGGACACAGAGUGGAGGAGGCCCUCACCCUUACAGAGGGAGCCAGGAGGAACAUUCCCAAAGACAAGUUCCAGAUAUUGCACAAAAGAAUCCUCCAGCAAGCAGGAUUCAUACAGUUUGGACAGCUUCAGUUUUUAGAAGCAAAAGAACACUUCAGGACAGGUCAGUUGGACGUCCGGGAGUUGAUCUCCCUCUACCCUCUCCUCCUCCCAGCCUCCUCCUCCUUCACCCGCUGCCACCCGCCGCUCCACGAGUUCGCCGACCUCAACCACCUGGCGCAGGGGGACCAGGAGAAGGUCCAGAGGUGCAAGAGGUUCCUCAUCACGUACCUGGGUGAGGUGCGAAGCACGGAGGGGGCUAACGGCUGCCGGGAGGAUGUGGACACGGCUCUGUUGAAGCUGUACGCUGAGCAGGACCACGAGAGUCUUCUGGACCUGCUGGCCUCCCCCAACGCCUGUUUACUGGCAGACAGCGCCCCCUGGCUAGAGAAACACCACAAGUAUUUUGCACUAGGCCUCCUCUACCAUUAUAACGGACAGGAUUCAGCUGCUCUACAGUUGUGGGUGCGGGUAGUGAAUGGGGACCUUCAGGACUCUACCAGGUCUGAUCUGUAUGAGUACAUUGUGGACUUCCUGAGUUUCUGUUCCAACCCGGACCUGGUGUGGAAAUAUGCAGACUGGGCCCUGCAGAGAGACCAGACGAUAGGGGUGCAGAUCUUCACCAGGAGGCCGGUGGGUCAGGACCAGGUUAAGGAGCAGAAGGACCAAGUUAAGGAGCAGGUGAACCCAGACGACGUCAUCACGUACCUGGGGAAACACAGCCAGGCUCUGCUGCUGUACCUGGAACACCUGGUGCUGGGCCAACGGAUACAGAAAGAGAAGCUCCACACCCACCUGGCAGUGCAGUAUACAGACAGAGUCCUGUCUCUCCUGUCUCAGUCCCCCACAGCGGACCAACAGGUGUCUCUAGCACGGGACAAACUCCAGCUCCUCCUCAGGGAGUCCAGCCUGUACCGCGUCCAACUACUACUGGGUAAGAUCCAGGAGUAUGACCAGUUGUUUCUGGAGAGAGCCACGCUCCACGGGAAACUAGAGGAGCACGAUAAGGCGUUACACAUCCUGGUGCACCAGCUCAAAGACUUCCCCGCUGCUGAGGCCUACUGCGUAAGGGGUUCCGCCUCCCGGGACCCGGCCUACCAGCAGCGCCUCCUCCACCUCCUUCUGGGGGUCUAUCUGGACCGGGACCUUCCCAGUAGUACCGGCACCGGGGAGCUGGAGAUGGCAGCGGUGGAUCUGUUAAACCGGCAUGGGGAGCUGUUUGACGCGGUGCGCGUGCUGGACCUGCUUCCUGAAGGGUGGUCCCUGCAGCUGCUUCGCCCGUUCCUCGGACGCGCCCUGCGGGGGAGUAUGCACGCCUGCCGUACCUCCCAGGUUGCACUGGGGCUGGCGAGGUCAGAGAACCUACAGCUGCAGCACAACAGGUUGAAGCAGAGGAGAAGCCCAGUCCUGGUAUCAGAGAAGAAGGGCUGUGUUCUGUGUCACAACACCUUCAGCGAGCCGGACUGCGUGUGUCUUCCAGGAGGCGUGCCCGUACACACACACUGUGCCGCCCAGAGGGUGGUACGAGACUCGCCCACCAGGAGACAACUAGCCAAUAGCAACAACCACACAUGAAGCCCCUUCCCACCACCACCCAAGCCUCGCCCAGAGCCAGUGUGAUGGGAGGAGCCUAGCAACAGCCCGGGCUGUGAUUGGUUGCGUGUGGGGGGUCACAUCAGAUGAUGACUAUGGUGGAUAAAAGCACAGCGGUUACCAUGGCUACCGUGGUCCAGCAUAGUGGGAGCAGCCCUGGAGCAUACUCAGAAACACAGAGCUGACUGCACUUCUCUACCGUGUGUGUGUGUGUGCUCAUUUGUGAAUGAAUGAAGGAAGGUAUUUAUUCCAGUGCCACCAUUCAUAAACAACAGGGAGACUGAUGACCGACUGAGUUGUGAAUGAAGUUGUACAACAAGAACUAACUCCACAUCAUCCAUAAUGACUCUAAACAUGCUAUGUCUGUCCUGGUCCAGUGCUGAACCCCUCCUCUGUUAUGUCUGUCCUGGUCCAGUGCUGAACCCCUCCUCUGUUAUGUCUGUCCUGGUCCAGUGCUGAACCCCUCCUCUGUUAUGUCUGUCCUGGUCCAGUGCUGAACCCCUCCUCUGUUAUGUCUGUCCUGGUCCAGUGCUGAACCCCUCCUCUGUUAUGUCUGUCCUGGUCCAGUGCUGAACCCCUCCUCUGUUAUGUCUGUCCUGGUCCAGUGCUGAACCCCUCCUCUGUUAUGUCUGUCCUGGUCCAGUGCUGAACCCCUCCUCUGUUAUGUCUGUCCUGGUCCAGUGCUGAACCCCUCCUCUGUUAUGUCUGUCCUGGUCCAGUGCUGAACCCCUCCUCUGCUAUGUCUGUCCUGGUCCAGGCCCAAACCUGAGGUGAGUUUGAGUCUAUCCCUGGGCAGGGUCUUACUGCAGAACACAGUACUAGCAGACCAGUUAGGCACCUCCUUCACUACAGUGGCUCCUCUCUGCUGCUGGUAUCUGAGACUGAACUUGAAGACGAUGAUUCCCCAGUGAGGCUGCGUUCACAGCCAGGAGAGUUCCUAAGUGUUGCUAAAUGUUCUGCUGUGUUGCACACGCUCUCUCACCCCUCCAACCUGCUCCCCAACCCAAACCUUGUGUCCACACUUCUCAAGAACUGUCUCUCUGCCUUCAAGCAAAAAAACAAUGGUUUGGUUUUCACUUUGCUAACCAAGGUGGGGUUGAAACAUCCAGCUAACCUGAUGCUAGCUGGUUUCAGCUCAGACCAGGGCCGUAUUCAUUAGGCACCAAACUGAAGAAAACGGGAGAGGGACUAGCUGAGCCAUCUCGAAAAACAAACUUGUUUUCCUUUUCCACUGCAAAACGUUUUGCUUCGGUGUUCCCUGAUGAACGUGACCCAGCUCUAUGGGAUGUGAAAUGCUAAAACACUGAACAGAAGAAUUGGCUAAUGUUUCACUAACCAAAGCUACGUUUAACCUGGUCCCAGAUCUGUUCGUGCUCAUGCCAACUUCAUUGCUAUUAGUCAUGCCAAUUAUUUUUGGCAUGACUAUGAGUGACAAGGAGUUGUCAUGGUGACACAAACAGACUGGCAUUCAGGCUAAGCUAUGUCCUAUUUAUAGAGUUCUCAGCCUUGUAUCUGUCCCAUUAUGGUGUCAGUGACAGCAUGGGCAGCACCACUGAGGCCAUCACCAUUUUAAAGUAGUACAUUUUCUAAUUCUUUUGAUGUUUGAAAAGGUGUAUCGCUCAUAUUAGUGAUUUACCGCCACCUGCAUUGUCUGGGGUCUUGAACCAAAUCUUGUAAUUAAUUAAUUUAUUGUGGCCACUAGAAGGCAGUGAUGUAGCUUAAAGCCAUUUAUAAACUAAGCAAACCAAUUUUGAAGAAGACAAUGCUCUGAUCAUUGACUGAUCACUCCCAACUCAUAGGAAGCACUGUCCAGUUCACUACUUUAAAAUGGUGGAAGCGCUCAGUGGCAAAGCUCAUGCAAAUCGUGUUAUUUCCAAGUAAUGAUCUCUAUACAUCUCUAUGGUCCUGUCCCAGUUCAUGUAGAUCAGUGAACAACAUGAUUGUGGGUCGAACAAAGCAAGAAAUCAGCCUUUGUAUUAACACAUUGAUUUACAGGGAAUCCUUCAAUUAUGCAACUUAGCCGGUAAAAUAUAAAUAGUUUUAGUACCGAUGCGUUAGAACCAGAUGAGCAUUUUGUGAACAGUAAAAGGGAAAAUGCAUUGCAGUCUAUUUGCUUUAAUUGUUUUGUUCUCACGCUGCUUGCAAGGUUUAUAGCGAACUGAUUUAUCUGUCAAACUAUUUUGACUUUUUAAAAUGUGUGAAAUGUCAAACUUUUGAUGGAUUUUGCAAUAGACCAUUUGAUGAGCACAGACUAAGUGAAACACCUCUUUUCACACACACUUCCUUCUCGGUUCUUCUUCUCUAUGAUGAAGAUUCAGUUUGUUUCUCUGUUGGUGAAGGGUGUUGUGUCUCUGUCUGUUUCUCAGGUGGCACCCUAUUUCCUAUAUAAUACACUACAUUUGACCAGGACCUCUGUCCAUUUGGGAUGCACCCUCUGUCUUUGGGGAUGGAGCUCUGAUCAAAACAAUGUUUAUUUUUAAUUCAGCCUUUAAUUGAAAAGCCAGUCCUGAUCACAGUGCUACCAUGUGAAUAGAAACAGCCAGGUAUGACUCUACAUGUUGUAGAUGAAGGUGUUGCUGUCUGCCUCUCUAUUCCCUCCAUACUUCACUACUGCUUUGAUUCCCUAUUGGCACCUGCACCGGUUCUGUACUUAAUGUUCUGUUAUUUCAUAAAGGAAUGAAUCACUGUCUGUUACAUGAUUGAAGAUCUAAAUGAUGUUUCUUUAAUCAUUGAAAGAGGGUGAAGUAGGAUGGAAGUGUAGAAUACCAGACUGAGCAGUCUUCAAGGUUUUGUUACACGCCAAAGGUAUUGUUCCCCUGAUAUUUGGGGAAAACACAAAUAAAAAAUAAUAAUUAUUGUGUGUGUAAAGCCAGUAGCAUAUUUGUGGGCAUGGCGGACUAUUCCAGUCGCUGAUUCCAUGCACAGUGAUUGGCCAGGAUAACUAGGUCAGGCGUACCGAUUGGACACAUUAAUCACAGUAACUCCACCCCCCCCCAAGAGUGGCACGUUUUGGAGGAGAUGAUGUCAGUGGAUGGACAACACCUUUAACACUGUCUGGCACCCUAUUUAGUAUGUAGUGUACUACUUUGGACCAGGGCACAUAAUGGGUCUGGUCAAAAGUAGUGCAGUAUAUAGGACAUUGGGUUCCAUUUCAGACAGCUUCAGUACCAUCCAUCCUUCUGUAUGGUCAUCUCUGGAUGGUUAUUCAAAAUGGACCCAUCGUUUCAGUGACGUCUGAUUUCAAGAUUGGCCUGUUUUUAGAUUGUUACAUGUUGAAUAACAUCUUAACUUUGGUUCCAGGCUUCCUUCUGUUUAGUGCCUGGGCUGUCGACGUUAUACACAUGGGCUCAGGUCUAAAGUAGUGCACUAUAUAGGGAAUGGGGUGCCAUUUGGGAUGCAGUGGUUUACUCUGCACAAACAAGGACUUACUGUCUUCUGCCUUCUCCCCUGACACCAAUAACACAAUGUGUAUAAACAUGACCUUAAACAAACCUCCUUCUCUGGCUCUCUCCUGAUGUAUUUUAUAUAGAUACUGGUAUGUGUAUAUACUGUAUAUAUAGUAGUUUGUUGCUUUGUAAAUCAAUGUAGGUGGAAUGUACAACAUGUGAAGAUGUCCAUUUUAAUAAACAUGUCUACAUGCUGA